Molecule: messenger RNA, 4725 nt
Organism: Drosophila miranda
Lineage: Eukaryota; Metazoa; Arthropoda; Insecta; Diptera; Drosophilidae
Gene: Graf
Product: rho GTPase-activating protein 26
Exons: 13
Coding region: 801-3890 (1029 amino acids)
Biological process (GO): signal transduction
Cellular component (GO): cytoplasm
Molecular function (GO): GTPase activator activity; protein binding
Source: RefSeq, a predicted model, not a curated record
AACAUACUCUUUUUUAUUUUGAACCGUCAUAUCGCGCUUAAAAUAAUAAUAAUAAUCGCGCAUAAUAAAACUGGAAAACGCACCUGCCUUAUUCGGUGAAAUUUAUCCAUAGUGUGUUUAUUUGAUGAAAAAUACCUUGUAUAUACAAAAUAAAAAUAAAGAAUAUAAAUGCACAUAUCCAUGUGUUCCGUGUGUGUGUAGCCCUUUGUGAAUAAUAGCUUAUGAGAUACCAUAUUCAGUAAAUUCAAAUAAAACCAAAUACAUUUGUACGUAUGCACAUGUAGCGUAGCAGCUUGUUUUCUGCCGAACGUCUACAUAUGCAAGCCGAACACAGUUUUGUAUAGUUUUAGUACCGCGCAACCAGUUUUUAGCUUAAUAUGCUUGUAUACCUCGCUUGUACAUACAAACAUAUGGACAUAUUCAACAAGUUUCUGCUAAAACUGCAGGGGGCAUAAAGGACUUCAACAAAAAAUACGUACAUGCAUAUGUACAUAUGUUUAAGUGCAGUGCGUUUUAUUUUAAGUGGUCCAAAUUUGUAUUUGUGACAGAUUGCCUUGUGUAAGAAAACUAUACACAAAUACAAGAAGCGAAAGCAAACCAUACAUGUUGAUUGUGUUAAUAAAUUGAUGGUACACUAAAGGACCGUGUAAAAUAACAAUUAGGUGUAUACAAAAAUGUACAUAAACGAAAAGAGGUGCAAAUCAUUUAACGGUAUCAAAAAAUAUUAAAUAAAGAAAAGAAAAAUAUUAAAUAGCAUCUAAACCAGAGAAAACAGAUACAAAAUACGAAAACCACCGAAAAUGGGUGGAGGAAAGGAUAUACGUCGAGGCUUGGAGCCUUUGGAAUUUGAAGAAUGCAUUGUCGAUAGUCCAGAGUUUCGUGACAAUUUAAAUAAACAUGAAAAGGAGCUGGAUCAUACUAGUCACCAGAUAAAGCGAAUCAUCAAAGAGGUCAAAGAUCUUAUGAGUGCGGCAAAAGUACUUUCUACACGAAUGAAACAAUUAGCAAUUUUACUUAACGACUUUAACUUUGAGUGCAUUGGCACCGCACAGACGGAUGAUGAGAAUGUAAUUUGCGAAAGCCUUAGACGUUUUGGUGCAAUUAUUGGUAAUAUUGAAGAUGAGCGCGAGAAAAUGCUUACUUUAGCCGAUAAGCAUAUUAUCGAGUCGCUGGAGGACUUCCGAAAAAAGCAAAUCGGUGGCGUCAAAGAGAACAAGAAGAAGUUCGACAAGAAAACAGAGAAGUUUUGUCAAUCACAGGAACGUUUUCUUAACAUGUCAACCAAAAAGCCCGAAAACACAAUACAGGAGGCCGAUGCCAGUUUGGGUAUGCAUGAGCGCGAAUAUAUCCAGGAGUCCUUAAGCUAUGUUCUGCGUAUACAAGAAGUGCAGGAAAGAAUUAAAUUUGAAUUCGUUGAAAUAUUGCUUGCCUUUAUUUCCGGCUGGUUGGUUUUUUAUCACACAGCUCACGAGCAGGCUGAAGAUCACCGCGAUUACCUGCAGGAUUUAAGGCACAAAGUGCAGAAGACCCGCGAAAAUUUUGAAGAAGCUCGUGAAAAAGUUACUGAACUAAAAACCAAGUACAUGGAAAAGCGCACGAAGCCUGAGGAGUUAUUUACCAAACGUGGUUAUCUAUUUUUAAUGGAAAAAAGUUCCCUUCUGAAAAUCUCAAUUUUAGAGCCUUUUAAAGCAACAUGGACAAAAUACUAUUGCACAUUUAAAAAGCAAAAGCGCGAGUUUACCAUGUUGCAGUUCAAUCAGAUGAAUCACAACUUUACAAAACCUGAGGUACGAGAAGAUGAGAAGCUGACAUUGUUCUCUUGCCAGCGAAGAGCCUCCGAAUUCGAGAAGCGCUUUUGUUUUGAUUUGACGUUUAAGGAGAAACCAGGAAUCGUGUACACAUUUCAAGCUUUGAGCGAGAAAGACUACCGCUCCUGGCUAAGUGCAAUGGAUGGGACUGAGCCGGCAUUUCUCGCACCCGGUAAGAUAAAGGGUAACGAAGCAUAUCAACUAGACGAAACCGGCUUCAUAUUUGUUCGCCGAUGCAUUAACGUACUAGAAAGUCGUGGCCUUGAAGACGAAGGUAUUUAUCGUAAGAGUGGCGUGGGUACCAAAAUUACCAAGCUUUUAGCACUGGGUAUGAACCGAAAGGAUACAGAAGAUGUUUUUAUCGAAGAAAAAUAUCGGGAGCUAAUGGAAAGCAAUACAAUUGCUAGCGCUCUCAAAAUGUAUCUUCGGAAUUUGAGUGAGCCGCUGAUGACUUAUCACUAUCAUACUCAUUUCAUUGAAGCCGCCAAACAAGAAGGCCUCAAUCAGCGAAUAAAUGAAGUCCAUAAACUAGUCUACAAGUUACCACAGCCUAAUUUUGAGAUGCUUGACAUGGUUAUUAAGCAUUUAACCGAGGUUUCGCGAAAGUACGACAAGAACAAAAUGUCUGUAUUUAACCUUGGUGUAGUAUUUGGACCAACAUUGUUACGUCCGCUUGAAGAGACUGUUGCUGCCAUACUGGACAUUAAGUUCAACAAUAUUGUUAUUAACAUACUUAUCGAUAACUACGAGCGGAUCUUCAGGAAUGACCCAAGCAGUGAUGUGAUGGUGCCUGACAUAACGUCUGCACCAAGUAAAAUAUACCACAGUAGCAGCAGUCCACCAAUGCGUAUGCCCCGCGCUUCUCAAACAGGCAAGGCAAUUUCUACUGGUGGUGUGGGAGGCACUACCGGACGUAGCCCUAUAUACUCCCCACAGCAAAAGAUUUAUAAUUUGGCCAACAAAUCAAAUUGCGGAGAACCAAUCAACUCAUCCAGUGUACAAAAUAUUCCAAACAACAUGAGCUUUGCCACCAAUAGCAAUAGUGCCAAUAGCAGUACACCUCCAGGGGGAUCGAUCGGAAUUGGUGGGACCGACGGUAGCGGCUGCUCGGUUGCCCCUAUGCAUGUUUCAAAUGGUGUUCGGGCAACCACAACAGGCAGCAUCAAAAACCUUCACACAUUAACACUAAGCGAUAUAAGUUCACGCCGGCUGACUGGCAGCUCCGGAUGUACCACUAGCGAAGGUGUGACUUUGCAGGCUCAUCAUACGACACUCACAAACAGUAUCAGUAAUUUACGACAUCCAGAUUACGUAUUGGCAACGGUCACUCCGGUAUCGCAAUCAGUAUCUAAUAGCCACAUCUAUACGAACAUUUCCAGUGUUAGUGCCAAUUCUAGCAACCUUUUGAGUAUGAACAAUGCAUCUCCGCCUACCGCAAUUCGGAAGGAACGUUUAAUGGGUAGCGGGGGAGGCAAUGCUGCCAAUGGACCACAACAGCAUCCCCCUGUUCAGCUCAGCCAUUUUGUUUACGGUCAUAGUAAACACUAUUCUCCAUUGAUGGCCGCGUCCACGUCGAGCUCCAAUGAGAGCAUGUGUGACUCACUUUCUUCAAAUAAUGGAAAGGGUACCGCGAUCGUAUCAAACACCAGUAGCAUAAACAUAGGACAUCAUUUGAAUACGAAAAACUUAAAUGAAUAUACGCCAUUUACGUCGCAGACGUCAUUAAUGCCUACACAACUCGGAGCCGCGACCGCGGCUCCAUCCAUUAUAGGGGGCAACUUAAUGGGAGCUAAUAUGAGCGGUGGUGGAUCAACCAAUGAAAGCUUUGACUAUCCGCCAACUAAAAUGCAUCGUAAUCGCGACAUUAACCAAAUAAAACGGGACCUGUCCACAGGAACGGCACGCGUGCGGACACUAUAUGCUUGCAUGGGAGAAAGCGAAGGGGAACUAUCCUUUGAGCCGAAUCAAAUAAUAACUAAUGUGCGCUUUUCACAUGAGCCUGGAUGGUUGCAGGGUACACUGAACGGUAAGACAGGACUCAUUCCGGAGAACUAUGUGGAACAUUUGAAGCCAUACAAUUAAAUCAUGUGAUUAAAGCGAUUCUUCUGCUUUUAGCGUAUGUCUGUAAGCAGCGCUAUGAUUAUAUUGAUUUCCGCAUCUGCCGAUGAUAAAGUAGAAGUAGGAUGAAAUUCAACAACAAAAAUAUAUUGCUUGUACACAAAUUUUUUGUAUCUAUACGUUUUUAACUAUCAGCAAAGAUUUACUGACUUACUGCUUUACGCUUCCAUUUGUUGCUUAAUUGUAAUGAAAUAAUUGUAACAAAUUUACAAAAAAUGUAUGUUUAUAAAUAUUACAACAUUUUACGGCUUAUAAAAUAUUAAAACUACGAGAAUAAAAAAGGGGCUAAAAAGGGUAAAAUGUUCGACCAUGUUAUGUAAACCACAGAACUAUUUAUUAAAUCCAGACGUAUCCGAAAUUUGUAAAAAAUAGUAUAAGAUUCACUGUGGAAUGAAUUUAUCAGCAUAUCAAAUAUACCAAAAAAUAUAAAGCCAAUACGCAUUUUUACCCUGCAUGACUCUUGUACUAUACCCACCAGAAUAUACAAAAAAUAUAAGGUUAAAACAAAGAAUACAUUAAAGGACGCGGAUUAGCAUUCCAUACACACAAUGAAAAAUAAUGAUAUGCUGAAUCAAAAUAUUUACAUUACACACCAUGAAAACUAAUAAUAUACUGAAUCAAAAUAUGUUUGUUAACAUGUUGCCAAAAAUAAGUGAGUUUAUAUCAAAACUAUAUAUGAUUUACCUAUGAAUCUAGAAUAAAUGACAACUAAGCUUCUUUUGUAAAUGAGCCUUUGUACUUUCAGUAAUUAGCAUGUCUGAAAUUUAAAAAAAUAAAGCCUAAUAUACAGAAUCUUGUA